GGGUUUUCGUUUCGACAAGUGACACAUGAUCGUCAUCUGAGUCUCCGGAACGGAACACUCCUGGCUCUUUAUCUAAACUAUCCGAGCAUAUAUAUAUGUAUUUUUUUGCGCUCGUGUUAGAAGCAGCUGUCUGGAGCUCCGAGUGCAGGAAGCCACACACUAGCCCCAGUGUUUGUAGCGAGUACAAUCCAUGAGUCACAGGCAGCAGGGUUUCCAGCAUCGUUUCCAUUUUUCAAACUGGGCCGGCCGCUUUCUGGGACGCGUCAACGCCAGAUAAGUCGCACCAGGAAGACAAGCGAAACAAGAGAGUCACGACUUGACUUGUGUCCCCGGAUGGAGCCGUCUAAUCUACAGAAAGCCAUCGCUGUAGCGCAGAAGGCCUCGCAACAGGACCAGGAUGGAAACUAUGAGGAGGCCAUCCGUUCCUACCAGCAUGCCGUCAAAUACUUUCUGCACAUUAUAAAACGUGAACCCCAAGGUAAAGAUGGAAACCAGAAGCUCCGAGACAAAUGUAAGCAGUACCUGGACCGAGUGGAGGAACUGCAGGAGUACCUUGUGAAUAAAGAGAAAGCCAUUGAUCUGGCCACCAAGGCAGCACAGGAGGAUAAGGAACAGAACUACGAAGAGGCUCUGCGACUCUACCAGGCGGCUGUUCAGUACUUCCUUCAUGUGGUGAAAUAUGAAGCACAGGGUGAGAAAGCUAGGCAGAGCAUCAGGGCGAAGUGUGUUGAGUAUUUGGACAGAGCCGAGAAGUUGAAGGAGUAUCUAAAGAAGAAAGAGAAGGCACCUCCUGCCAAGCCUGUGAAGGAAUCGCAGUCUGAUGACAAAGGGAAUGAAAGUGACGAGGGUGAUGAUCCGGAGAAAAAGAAAUUCCAGAAUCAGCUCUCGGGGGCCAUUGUGAUGGAAAAGCCAAACAUCAAGUGGAAUGAUGUGGCUGGUUUAGAAGGAGCCAAGGAGGCGCUCAAAGAGGCUGUCAUUCUGCCUAUCAAGUUCCCACACCUUUUCACAGGGAAAAGAACGCCAUGGAGAGGGAUCCUGCUCUUUGGACCGCCCGGAACGGGAAAGUCGUAUCUGGCGAAAGCUGUAGCCACCGAGGCCAACAACUCCACCUUUUUCUCCAUCUCCUCGUCGGAUCUUGUCUCAAAAUGGCUCGGCGAGAGUGAAAAAUUGGUCAAGAAUCUCUUCAGCCUGGCAAGGGAACACAAGCCCUCCAUCAUCUUCAUCGAUGAGAUCGACUCGCUGUGCGGCUCCAGAAGUGAAAACGAAAGCGAAGCCGCUCGCCGUAUUAAGACAGAGUUCCUCGUUCAGAUGCAAGGUGUGGGGAAUGACAACGAAGGUGUGCUGGUUCUGGGUGCAACCAACAUCCCCUGGACUUUGGACUCUGCCAUCAGAAGACGUUUUGAGAAGAGGAUCUACAUCCCGCUGCCGGAGGAGCCGGCCCGCGCCAGUAUCUUCAAGCUGCACCUGGGAACCACCCCCAACAGCCUCUGCGACUCUGAUUUCAUCACCCUGGGCAAGAAGACAGACGGGUAUUCCGGCGCGGAUAUUAGUAUUAUCGUCCGAGAUGCUCUGAUGCAGCCAGUCAGGAAGGUCCAGUCGGCGACCCACUUUAAGAGGGUACGAGGGCCUUCCCGGGCAGACGCCAACGUUAUCGUCGAUGACCUUCUGACCCCUUGCUCGCCUGGAGAUCCCAAUGCCAUGGAAAUGACAUGGAUGGAAGUCCCCGGAGAGAAGCUGCUGGAGCCGAUUGUUUGUAUGUCGGACAUGCUGAGGUCUCUGUCCAACACCAAGCCCACCGUUAAUGAACAGGACCUGGAAAAACUGAAAAAAUUCACGGAGGACUUCGGACAAGAGGGCUAGGUGGCGUCUUGCACGCUGAGACAAACCAAAGCAAAGAAUCUAUUUUUACUGUCCACUUUCUUUUCCUCUCUCAUCCUAACUAUUCGUGAAGCCUUGCUGUUAAUUAAAUAUUGCCGAUGUUAUUCUCGUGUUUUUUUUUUUUUGUUUUUUUUUAUGAUCACCUGACCAACAAUUUGACGCUCAACUCUUCAGAUAAAUUCUCAGAGAAAACAAUGUCGAUUCGGGAACUACAUCUAAUUUACGUCAGUGCAUUAGUGUCACUUAUGUUUUUCUUUUUUUUUUUUUUUUUUUUUUUUU
Synchiropus splendidus (mandarinfish) is the source of this 2157-nucleotide messenger RNA. RefSeq names its product vacuolar protein sorting 4 homolog B (gene vps4b). The record is from RefSeq and is a predicted model, not a curated record. Gene Ontology annotation, biological process: endosomal transport; vacuole organization. NCBI's taxonomy places the organism in Eukaryota, Metazoa, Chordata, Actinopteri, Syngnathiformes, Callionymidae. Gene Ontology annotation, molecular function: ATP hydrolysis activity; ATP binding. The transcript is spliced from 13 exons. Bases 334 to 1860 code for a protein of 508 amino acids.